Coffea arabica (coffee) is the source of this 1344-nucleotide messenger RNA. Its product is annotated as phenolic glucoside malonyltransferase 1-like. The record is from RefSeq and is a predicted model, not a curated record. Lineage: Eukaryota; Viridiplantae; Streptophyta; Magnoliopsida; Gentianales; Rubiaceae.
AUGGCUACAGAAAAUUCAGUCACCGUGCUUAAGCAUUCUUUAGUGCCGCCACCGUCGUCUGCGGUGGCCACUGCAAUGUCUCUCCCUUUAACAUUCCUUGAUAUGCUCUGGUUGCACUUUCCCCCUGUUGAACGCCUCGUCCUUUAUGAAGUACCUCAGCUCUCUAGAGCACAUUUCAUCGAGCACAUUAUUCCUAACCUUGAACAUUCACUCUCCUUGACACUCCAACCUUUUUUUCCCCUAGCCGGGAAUUUGAUAGUUCCUUCCAAUUCAAAUUCUGGCACGCCCGAAAUUCUUUACAAAAAUGGAAGUUCACUAGCACUAAUCAUUGCCGAGUGUACCACGACUGAUUUCAAUUAUCUUACAGCAAACCAUGCACGGAAUUGUUGUGAUUUUCAUCCGCUGAUUCCUGAAUUGAAACUAUCUAAUCAGGAUGAUUCCGGAUCCACAGCCAGGACUACCCCAGUUCUUGCUCUUCAGGUUACAUUAUUUCCAGACUGUGGAAUGUCUAUUGGAAUCUCAAAUCACCACACUGUCGGAGAUGCCGGCAGCAUUUUCAGAUUUAUGAAGACGUGGGCUGCUUUAUGCUCCAAAUGUCUUGAAGAUAAUAUCGACAGAGAUGAUGUUGCAGCAACUCUAGCAAGUGAUUCUCCACCAUGUUACGAUAGGACUAUGAUCAAAGACACAAAGGGACUUAACUCAAUUUUUCGGGACCAAGGGGUCGUCUUCUUAAAGUUUUUUCAAAAUGAGAGUUCUACUGAUACUACAACAAAACCUACGACCAAAACAGAAAAAGUUCGCAGAUCUUUUGUUAUUAGCAGAAACAAUAUUGAAAAACUCAAGAACUUAGCCCGGCAAAAACGGCCACAAUUAGUUCAUUUAUCAUCAUUUACGGUAAUUUGUGCCCAUGUUUGGACUUGCUUGGUAAAAUGUCGUGGUCCAAGUGGAGAACAAGUGGAUAAAGGACACUUUGUGCAAUACUAUAGGUGGCAUUGGAUUGGCAUAGAAAAACAUGUCACCGAGAAUUCCAAGUGCAUUCAUCAGAGAUUGAAGAACAAUGAUUCACUCUUCGACGAUGCUGACAAGUGGUUGCCGGAUACUGCGGGUAUAAAUUUGGACAGGCUGGUUUCCGUGGCUGGCUCACCAAGGUAUAACUAUUACAAUCUGGAUUUUGGAUGGGGAAAGCCUAAAAAGUUCGAGUUCGUUUCGAUUGAUACUUCAGGGGCCAUUUCUCUUAGUGGGAGUAGAGAAACAGAUGGAGAUAUUGAGGUUGGUUUAUCCCUUUCCAAGCCAAGAAUGGAUGCUUUUACUGCUAUUUUUAACAAUGGGCUUGAUUCUUUGUAG